UUACGAAAACCCUAAUCUCAAGCGAGUCAACUCCUUUGUCCUUCUUCACAAAGCAAGCCACAAGCCAAGCUUUUGGAUCCAAAAGAGGGGAAGUGGAGAAGAACAAAAUGGGGAGAUCUCGGCUCUCAUGGAUUAGAUUCUCUCGAACCCUAGCUUGCCUUCAAAUAGUGCUUGGGUUCUUCGUCAUCCUCGCUAGCCUCGCUAGCCUCCACCGCUUCUACUCUACUGGCCUCCUUGACCCCUCCCAUAAUUUCCUAACCAUUGAGCAAAGCUACGCAGAUUUUGACCUCAAAUCCCUUUCUGAUCGCUUUGAUGAGGUUUUAACCCGUCUCUCCGAUCUCCAAGACAAGCUCGAAUCCACCAUAGAUUCCAUUAACAAGAACAAGAGUUACACUGGACAAAUUGUACCCAAAUCUGAAUUCAAAAGGUUUCUCGAAGAAGAAGUAGUCCAACCUCUCUAUUCUGCUCACAUUGCCCUAAGGCUUAUUCGAAUCCCCCAACCCGACUCAAAUUCUGAACCCGGAUCGCCAAUUGAGGACCCUUUGAUAAAUUUCUUCACAGUUGAAGAAACACGGAAGUAUAUAACCUCGAAAAGGAAUAGGGAUGGAAAGGUCAGUAUUUAUGGAAGUAAUAAGACUUACAAUACGAUUGGCCAUGCUUGUGUUCUAAUGAGGAAGGAGCUUGAGCAGUAUAUGGAUUAUGAUGUUGGAUCCUAUUGCAAGGAUGAUUGGAAUUUGGCCCAAAAGCUAAUAUUGGGUGGGUGUGAUCCACUGCCUAGAAGGAGAUGUUUGACUCGAGCAUCUAGAGUGUAUCAAAAGCCACUUCCGAUAAAUGAAUCUCUUUGGCAAUUACCAGAUGAUAGAAAUGUGCGGUGGAACAAUUAUCGGUGCAGGAACUUCAAAUGUCUUGAGAGAAAGAAUCCACAAAAGGGAUUUACCAUGUGUUCAGGAUGCUUUGAAAUGUUAAAAGAGAAGGUAAAAUGGGUCACAAACUCAUCGCUAGCUGAUUUCCUCAUUGCCGAUGUGCUCUCUGUGAAGCCUGGAGAGAUCAGGAUAGGAGUUGAUGUCAGCAUAGGGACAGGGAGCUUUGCAGCUAGGAUGAGGGAGUGGAAUGUCACCAUUAUAUCAACAGCACUUAAUAUUGGAGCUCCUUUCAGCGAGACAAUUGCAUUAAGGGGCUUAAUUCCUUUGUAUGUGUCACUAAGCCAGAGGUUACCAUUCUUUGACAACACAAUGGAUUUGAUCCACACGACUGUAUUCUUUGAUGGAUGGGUAGACUUGCAGCUGUUGGAUUUUGUCCUAUUUGAUUGGGACCGGGUGCUGAGACCAGGAGGAUUACUUUGGAUUGAUAGGUUCUUUUGUAGUAGGAAGGAUUUGGAUGAUUACAUGUAUAUGUUCUUGCAAUUUAGAUACAGAAAGCACAAGUGGGUGGUGACAUUCAAAUCCAAGGAGGAGGUAUAUCUCUCUGCUUUGUUGGAGAAACCACCAAGGUCGCUGUAAAUGGCUUGAGAUCUUCAUAUUGCUCGACUAUGUGCUUGUGUAAGACUAUCUUGUGCUCGAAUGCAUGGCUACUCUUGAGAAAAUCUCCUUGAUGGUGGAAAAAGAACCAUAUCCUUGAAAUAGAUUUGUAUUGAAUUUUCUUUAAACCUUUAAUACUUAUUAUUUCCUGUAAGGUCAAGGAGGGUGAGUGCUUCUGUAUCUUGUCUGGAUUCCUUCUUUAGUUAAAGCUGUUGUAUACAUAUCAAUUCAGUGUAUCCAAGCAAUCAAAUGGAAUCACACCAUGAUUUCCUCCGGUGUAUUACCUUUGAGUUUCUA
Asparagus officinalis (garden asparagus) is the source of this 1814-nucleotide messenger RNA. RefSeq lists its product as uncharacterized. Lineage: Eukaryota; Viridiplantae; Streptophyta; Magnoliopsida; Asparagales; Asparagaceae. The transcript is spliced from 5 exons. The record is from RefSeq and is a predicted model, not a curated record. Gene Ontology annotation, molecular function: methyltransferase activity. Bases 108 to 1499 code for a protein of 463 amino acids.